This is a messenger RNA of Cataglyphis hispanica, 3489 nucleotides long. RefSeq lists its product as uncharacterized. The coding region runs from base 601 to 3324 and encodes 907 amino acids. NCBI's taxonomy places the organism in Eukaryota, Metazoa, Arthropoda, Insecta, Hymenoptera, Formicidae. The transcript has 3 exons. The record is from RefSeq and is a predicted model, not a curated record.
CAGACAUUUUUUAUUCGAUAGUCAAUUUCUAUGACAUGUGAUUGUUUUUGACAGUUGCAAGAUACCCAUCAUUGCGAUAAAAUAUGUACGCCACUGAGAAAUAACGGCGUCUGCUAUAUAACAAAACUACUGCAUAUGCGCGGGAUAUAUCUUUUGAUCUAUGUUUUCGAUUUGUUUUUCCGUCCGUUCCGACAGUUCCAACGACACGUGUUUUUAUUCUUUACAUGUCAAAACUUGAAAAAAGGCAAAACAGAUGAAUGUUACACAAAAGGAUGGAUAACGAUUUAAAUAAUCAGAAGAAGAAGAAGAUAUGUAUGACUCCUGAUUUCACGCUAUUUUUGAUUGUAUAUACGUUAAACGCGUGAAUGAAAUGAACAAAUAGAUCGUGCAAUUUGACAACGAUACAUUGUCCGAUAUUGCGUGAUUUUAAUUAAGUGACAUUGUAUACGAGUAUUUGUACGAGAGAACUUUCUUUGGAUUCCAAUGUUGUCUUGACUCAAUAAAUCGCGCGUACGUUCGAUUCGUACGUACAUCCAAUUGAUAUCGAUGCAGAGAUACCAAACAUAUUGAAAAGAACGUGCGAAGAAAUCUCUGUUCAUUAUGAGCGACGAUUCUGACAUUGAAGCUGAUAUUCAAGCUCUGACUGAAGCUUUGGCCUUGCCUACAAACAGCGAUUCACAACAACAGUUUGUUUCUAGUAAUUCUCGACCUAGUAGCACUCUUUCGAUAAAUUUUGAUGGCAGCGACGAUGAAUGUUUUAACUAUAUCUAUGCAAAUCAGGACAAUGAGUCUCUGAACGCUUACGAGAUGAAUGAAAAAUUGAUCACAGGCCUGAUGAUGGCUAAGAAAAAAUUGAUCGUUUUGCUACAAGAGUGUGAAGGGAAGAUAAAGGAAGUGGAAGAAAAAAUGAGUUCCAGUGAAAAGACAAGUUUACGUACUCCUAAUAGAAUUGCAGUUACCAACGCUGGCAUGCCAUAUUUUAAGGAUAAAAAUCAUUUUAGAGCACCUAAGAACAGCGACAUGAUAUUAAAAGAACAACGUGGUGAGUUAUUUCUGCCCUCUCUUAAAAAGCCGAGUCGUUGGACCGGAAGGGACCGAGAAAUACUUUUAAAGGCCAUAGAAAACGAGGCUAUUGAAUCGAUACUGUCUAAAGGAUUUACUGAUGAAAUUGAUGAUAAACAAUCUGAUGAGGAGACAUUGAACAAUCAAACUAAAAAGAUUGCAUUACCACUGCCUAGAAAUUUUAAGGAAAUGGUAGGGGCGAUUGACGAGAGAGGGUUUGAUUGGCACAAAAUUUCUAGAACAGAUUUCGAAGAUAAGCAUUCACCGAGUGAAUGUCAAGCCAUGUGGAAUGUCUAUUUGCAUCCCGACUUCAACAAGAGCGAGUGGACAAAUGCAGAGGAUAAGAAACUGUUGCAGUAUGCCAAAGAAUGUAAAUAUCAGGAUUGGGACACAAUUACACAGUUAUUAGGAACAAGUCGUAGUGCUUAUCAAUGUUUCAUUAGAUAUAAUACUAUUAAGAAGAUGCCAUCCUUGGGACAUGCUUGGACUAAGGAGGAAGAUAAAUGUCUUGAGAAUAUCAUAAGCGAACUCAAAAUUGGAGAUUAUAUUCCUUGGUCUGAAGUUGCUAAUCAUAUGCGGCAUAGAACCAAACAGCAGAUUUACACACGGUGGAUGUAUAGGAAAGCGCCGCACUUAAAGAAAGGCAGGUUUACUUAUGCGGAAACAAAAACUCUCAUGGAAGCAGUAGAAAAAUAUGGCAUGGACUUUUGUAAGAUCUCAAACGUCGUGAUGCCAUAUCGAACUUCUAUACAACUCAACGAACGCUAUCGUACAAUAAUGGAAAACGUAAACAACGAUAAAAUAUGGACAAUCGAUGAUGACGAAAGAUUGCUUCAAUUACACAAAAAUUAUAAUAAUGAUUGGUCCAAGAUAGCCAUGUUUUUUUCCAACAAAUCAAGAACACAAGUGAGACAACGAUUCAACGCGCUACAAAAAUACAUAAAGAAAGAUAUUUCUCUUCAAGAUAUACCUAGACCUAAAAACGAUAAACAGAUUUCAACAUAUAAAGAAUUAUCUAAUCAUAUAUUAGAACAAUGUAAUAAAAUCGCAUCGAUUGAAAAACAUAUUGUAAACAUUGAUGAUAUUCAGCUAAGAUUGUAUGAAAUUCUUAGUUUACCUCCUUUAGAAACUAUCAAUUCUCAACAAGCUUACGAUUCAGAACAGCUCGUGUAUGAUACUAGAAGAUUGUAUGAUACAUUGAACCUAUUGAACGUCAAUCUUGAUUUGUCAAGUAAUUUUAUAAAUUUUAUGCAUCUAAAUAAAAGGGAGAAACAACUUUUGGCUUCUCUAAAAGAAUAUGUAAAUAUAAGAAAUAAUGGAAUACAAAAUCAUGAGCGAAUAGAAAAGUUCAGAAUGCAAAUGUUUGGUCCUGUCGAAAAAGUUAGCGAAAAUUCUUUUAUACCACCACUACCGUUUGAUGGAUACAUAAGAACAAAGAAGGUAAAAAGAAAAGAUCAGUCUAUAGAUUGUGAGCUAGAUAUCAAUGAAAAAUUUCUUAUCGAUGUGCCUACAGAAUUCUCUAUAACUUUCUAUAUAGAUUUUAUUAAUCAUGAGGAAGAAAUUCAAUUUUACAAAUUUAGUCAAUUGUUAUUAAACGAUUGUUAUAAAUGUGCUGAACGACAUAUAAAUUUAUACAAAUUAUUAGAAUGUAAUCUCUCUUUUGAUAAAACGAGCAUUUUACCAGAAUACCAUAAUAGUACAGAUGUGGAUUCGAAGUUGACAAACUACAAGCAAAGAAAAUGCUCGAAUAAAUUGCAAACACUUAUUAAUAUGGAAUAUAUGAAUGAUGAAGAUGAAGAAAAGCUAUUCAUUACGCCGAAAAUAAUUACACCGAAUCGAGCAACUUUAUUAGGUCUCAAGAAUUUGCUUCUUUGGAAGUUAUUGUAUGAAUGUCAAAAUAAAUCUGAACAUUGCGCAUUAGUGUUCAAAAGUGAGCAACAAGAAACCAAACAAACAACAAAUUGUCCUAUACAAACAGAAAGCACCGAAUAUAAAUUGCUGCAAAUUCGCCUGCUGCAAUUAUUUAAACUUCCCAUAGGUUUAUCAAACUCCAUAUUGGAACUAUCUGGACCAGCACCUAUAUUUUUGACAAAAAAGGAAAUGAAUCAAAAAACCGUUUCGAAAAAGAGAAAAUUUGAAGAUAUCUCUGUAGAAUUGAGCAAAGAAACAGACCACUUUAAUAUUUUUGCCAAUAGCAAUUCUAAAUUUGACUCCAAUGUUGGAACUACAGAUCUUUCCAUAGUACGUGAUUGCAAUUUGUAAUUUGUAAAAAAUUUAUAAAAUUUAUAAAAUUAUCGCAAAAUAAUAUUUGAUUCUUGAUAUCAUUAAAUCAAUUAAAGAAAAAAGAAGCAAGUAAACUAAGUUAAAGAAAGUACAUUUUCUCACAAAUAUGUUACAUUCUCCUUUAUUGUUUUUGUAUUAAACUGA